AAUAAAGAGUGGAGUGUGGCAAACUGCAACCGGUACAUCUCCAUCUUAUAGGUUGGGACUCUCUAGCCGUCUUUUUGCAGAAAGUUAAGGUACUGCGAAAAAGAGAUGGAGAUGGAGCAGCUGCUAAGCAUGGGUUUUCCAAGCGAAUUGGCUGCCCAAGCUCUGGCGGCUACGGGCGGCAAAUCCACCCUCAAAGCUACCGAGUGGAUUCUCUCCCAUAAAUCUUGUGACGCUAAUCCCAAGCCACCCUCAAACCCAACCCCUUCUUCGCUCCAGCCAAAGUUAGACCGCUUCUUCCACUUGCAAUCGAAACCCAACUCCUCCUCCAGUUCCCCUUGCACCCCACCACCCACUGAUCAAGCAGAGGAUGAACCCAUCCCUCUUUGUUCUAAGCGGCCCAAAUUAUUGGCAUCAUCAGCCACUAAUUCGUGCUCUCCCGCUAUCCACCACAGCAAGCACCAUCCUCCCCAUGAGCCCUUAUCAGAACGAAUGCGCCCUCGCUCCAUUGACGACGUCGUCGGCCAAGAUCACCUUCUGGCCCAGAACUCUAUCCUCCGCUCCGCCAUAGAUUACAAUCGCCUCCCUUCCAUUAUUCUUUGGGGCCCACCUGGGACAGGUAAGACCUCCAUUGGUAAAGCAAUUGUGAAUUCCUUUUCCCAGGAUCAGGCCUCUUCCUAUCGGUUUGUUUUUUUCUCGGCAGUCACUUGUGGGGUUAAGGAUGUGAGGGAUGCUGUUGAAAAUGCAAGGAAGUUGAAAGUGAAGAAUGGGAAAAGAACUGUGUUGUUUGUCGAUGAGAUUCAUAGGUUUAACAAGUCCCAACAGGAUUCUUUCUUGCCUGUUAUCGAAGAUGGUAGCAUUGUGUUUAUAGGUGCCACCACGGAGAACCCAUCCUUCCAUUUGAUUACGCCUCUGCUCUCGCGCUGUAGACUUCUUACCCUUUGCCCUCUAAAGCCUCAACAUAUUCAAACAAUUCUCAACCGAGCAAUUAAUCAUUCCUGCAGGGGACUGACACAAAGCUUAGGGGUGAGAGUUGAAGUGACUGAGGAUGCUAUUCGAUUUAUAUCUGAAAAUUGUGAUGGGGAUGCACGCGUUGCAUUGAACGCCUUAGAAAUCUCUGCUAUCACUGCAUCUGCCCGAACAAAUCCCAAUGAUAAUUUCUCUUUGGUGGCCAAUGUUACUUUGGAUGAUGCUAAGGAGACAUUUCAAUUCAAGCAUCUUGCUUAUGAUAAAGCAGGGGAAGAGCACUAUAAUCUGAUCAGUGCACUUCACAAGUCUAUGAGAGGAAGUGAUGCAGAUGCAUCCAUUUAUUGGUUGGCGCGAAUGUUAGAGGGAGGUGAACAACCACUCUAUAUAGCUAGGCGUUUGAUUAGGUUUGCAAGUGAGGAUGUUGGAUUGGCUGAUCCCUUGGCCCUUAACCAGGCUGUUGCUUGCUACCAAGCUUGCCAUUUCUUGGGCAUGCCUGAAUGCAAUGUGAUUCUCGCUCAGUGCGUGGCUUACUUGGCUUUGGCUCCAAAAUCCAUUGCUGUAUAUCAAGCAAUAGAGGCUGCACAAAAGGUUGUUAGAGAAUCCACUGGACAAAAUGAGGGAGUGCCGCUCCAUUUGAGAAAUGCACCUACUAAGGUAAUGAAAGAGCUUGGGUAUGGGAAGGGCUACAUCUACACUCCUGAUAAUCCUUCGUCAACUCAGACCUAUCUACCAUCCUCACUUGAGGCGUACAAGUUCCUUGAUUGGCCAGCCAGUAAUGUCAAUGAUUGGCGGGAAGCCAUUUGAUCACUACCAGAACUUUUUGACUCUGAUAGCUAAUACUGGUUAGCUGUCCUUUCCUCUUGGUGGGGCGCUAUGGACACUGUAAUAGACUUAUAGAUGGACAUAGCUUCAGUGUCGAGUUAUGUCUUGAUAUUUUUAUCAGGGAUGUCUUAAUUUUUGACAGCAGAUGUUAUCAUGGGUUGAAGAUUAUCUUGUGUAAGUAUUAUGGUAGUAACAAGCAACAGAAAAGUGUUAAAAAUAUGCAACAACAUUCGGUAAUUUUGUGAGUUAUAAAUCUGCUUGAAUGAUCUGAUAAGCA
Messenger RNA from Hevea brasiliensis (rubber tree), 2065 nucleotides. RefSeq lists its product as uncharacterized. Gene Ontology annotation, cellular component: nucleus. The record is from RefSeq and is a predicted model, not a curated record. Gene Ontology annotation, biological process: regulation of DNA repair; DNA-templated DNA replication. Bases 106 to 1770 code for a protein of 554 amino acids. Gene Ontology annotation, molecular function: ATP hydrolysis activity; enzyme activator activity; ATP binding. The transcript has a single exon. Lineage: Eukaryota; Viridiplantae; Streptophyta; Magnoliopsida; Malpighiales; Euphorbiaceae.